This is a messenger RNA of [Torrubiella] hemipterigena, 2520 nucleotides long. Lineage: Eukaryota; Fungi; Ascomycota; Sordariomycetes; Hypocreales; Clavicipitaceae. The record is from the annotation of a GenBank genome assembly.
GGCAAGAGUUAGUAGAACGGCUACACUACAUUGAGGUUCUGGCACCAUCUAUUGAUUGUAACCCAGAGCGGCGAGCGGAUGGCAGCAAAAAGCAUCCACUACUCAUAGAUCAUAGCGGUUUCAGCUGUACGCAGUGCCGCUUCUUGACAACCAGUCCGUUCAACACUGCAAGACAUUGGCGCCAAGCAAAGCAUCAAGGUAGCAGCACAUUCGUGCAAGUCAAGCUGCAGAGCUGGCGAGCAAAGAAAGAGGCAGACUACUGGAUUGUGGCUGAUGAAACUGAUGGACAAGCAGCCGCUACAGAUAUGCAGCCAGCAGAUGAUGCACUCAGCCAGAUUGUCAGCCAAGCCAGCCAGCAAAUCAGGGGAGAGACCAAAGCACGGCUCGAGAUUGGAGAUGGACAAACAGGGCUGGAUCACGAUUCGACAUGGGUGAAAGAAAUGAAGUGGGCCAUGCAUUUCGUUGGCAAGAACUUGGUGGAGAUCUACGAUGCGGCCCACCAGCCGGGACUUACAUCACUACUAGAGACGAUUACACCGGAGAGCACGCAGGAUGAGAGAGACUACGCUCGCCAUGUUGCGCUGCUGUACGAGAGCUUUGACCGUGAGGUUGACCGAUGCAGCUGGCGCGUGGACAGCGUACCGAAAGAGACAUUACAGUGUUUAGGCGGCAUCACGAAAGGCCAGCCAUCAGGAAAUCCGUUUACAGUUCAGAAGCAAGACAGAAGCUGCAACAAGUAUCUUACCGUCGCACGCCGAUAUCUGGCUUUCUGCUGGCGUGCGUAUAGCAUGGGUCGUACGAGCGCAAAGGAGAAGCUGGGCAUGGUAUUUACCGACGAGCAGUGGGGUCUUAUGGUUGACAUAGCGCUGGAGCUGGAAAACGACGAGCUGCGGAUUCGUGGCGCAAGUAAUAUUGUCCACAGCAGCGACUAUAAGGCAUCUGAUGAUAGUGGCAUCUUCGACGUCGACGACAACUACAGCGACGUGGGCUCGGACGAUGGGCAAGAUCGAACAGAUAGAGCUGGUGAGCUGCCACCGCUCGAAACGCUAGGGCUGGACCAAGUAGUGUUCCGGUUUAUGGCUGCAUCGAUUAAGACUAAGGUUGCAGGCGCCAUGUACCGGAACUCGCUGCUGUGCUUUUGCGCCGCUGCGGGUGUACGCAAGCAGCCGCUCGGAUACUACGAAGUAUACUUAUAUACUGCUGUUCUUGCUGCUCUGCAGUGGACUAUGCGGAUCUUCUUUCUCGAGUUGUGCUUCCAAGAUGAGCUGCGCGACGUGGAUAGCAUUACUUAUGAUGCUAUGGAGGCAUUCCGGCUGCAGCAUGAAGAGUAGAUGUGUCUUGGCACAUACACUGUAAUGAAUCGCAUCAUAAACUGGAUGGCAUACGGCAAGGGCCAUCGCAACAAAACUGGCGGGGCGCCAACCGUGCACUGGAGCGAAGACGAACAAGUACUGCACCAUAGCGGCGAGCGGCUUGUUAUGCAUGACUUCCAGGCCGCAGCGUGUUAACUGAUGCUUGAUGCUGAGAAGGCUAUGGACGAGCUAUUUGCAAGAGGCUAGGGUCAUAUAAAGAGCGAGAUCGACAUGCUUCGCAUAGUGGAUAGCAUGAUCAGCGUCGGAGCUGGAAAGUCGUUUGUUGACCAUGAGAAGAACCAGUGGCUUCAACCAGGGCCAGAGAAGGUUGUCUACGCUAUGCAGAAAGCUAUCUUUGACAAGACAACAUGCACAUGGAAGUAAAAGGGCGUGCUGAAGUGGCUGAGGCAACUGCGAUAGUUCCGUGAGCUGCUUAUGAUCAUCGUGCACGUCUGGAGCGGGCAGCCAGGUCGGGGACCCGAGAUUACAACAAUGCGCCACUGCGACGGCUAGCAGGUGCUGCGAAACGUGUUCAUCUAUGAUGGCCAAGUUAUGAUUGUAACGGAUCGCGACAAGAUGAAGGCAAUCCGGGAUCUUGGCCGCAAGGUAGCAAGGUUUCUGCCGGAUGAUGCUAGCCGGAUGAUGGUCGCGUACAUUGCAUGGCUACUACCAGCCGAGCUGCUACUGACAAGAGUCUGUGGUCUGAAAGAGCCAGUACUAAAGGUUUAUGAGUUUAUGUGGCGGCAUAGGGCAUUGUCAGUGUGGGGGACGGAUCGUCUGAGCUCUGUAAUGAUACUUCAUAUGCAGAGACAUAUCAAGAUGCGCAUGGGCGUAGCCAGAUAUCGGCCCAUAGCCAUUGAGAUGGGGCGUCGGAUUCGCGGGCUCGUUAUGAAGCAGGUUGAAGGAUUAGCCGGCGAGAACGACGAGGAAGGCGUGGAAAUAGACGAGAUGACGGGCGAUGUUAUUGACGUUGGCGGGAGCUGGAAUAUUGUAUGGGAUCUGUAAUCAACACACGGCACCAAAAUGGCACGCAUGGGCUAUGCAGUACAUGUAGGGUUAGGGUUAGUAGGGUUAGUAGGGUGGUAAAGGUCUCUAUUUAUUCUAGCAAAGUUAUACUACUCUAAAUAACUACCCAAAGUACAAGUAAAGUAAGUAAAGAAAGAAAAAA